UGAUCGAAAACCAAGGCUACAAAGUAAUCGCAGGUCCAAGAUGUUUCGCCGCAUUCUCUCCGUCCUUGCCGUGUCCGGCUCCCUAGCCCAGGCUUCCACGGGUACUGUUUACUCCUUCAAGACCGAGGGCGCAUGCUCGACACUAUCAGGGAGUGGAGGUUCAAUCCCACAAUCUCUCCCGACCUCUAGGACGACGAGCACAGUAUCAUCGACAAUCACGAGCUCGGAGGUGACUGUUGCGUCGGUUGUCAAGGUCACGGUCGAACCUGUUACGACGACGUUACUUACUUCGCUUUCUGUUGUCUACGGCAUCUCUACGACAACACUCCCCACUGCCACUUCAUGGCAAAUAGCUCAGUCCACCGUCGCCACCGCAACUUGGCCAAAGACAGUGUGUACCAACGAUGUCACCCCCUCAACCGUGACAGAGUACAGCGGUAGCUACACGCCCAUACCUGGCCAGGUUACCACAAUCCCGACCUCUUAUCCAUCUCAGGUGGUAUGCGCUACCGGGGUAACAUGGUUCGUCAUGCUGCAGCCCACAGCAACGUCUGGAGUCACCACCGAGACCGUUACCCCGACAAGCACGAUACGAGCUAUCACCACGACUACCACAUCGACGUACUUCUACAACGCCACGGUUUGGGCAACGACUCUCACGAGCACCACAACCUCAUACCGGAUGGCCACCAGCGUCGCUACCAUCAGCACCGCCUGCGAGGCCACAACCACGACUACAUACGCAGCCAAGUGCGCACCGACGAACGUGAUCGCCGGCGUCGACGACCACGGGCUCGUAUCUGGCAAGUACGCGCAGAACAACACGGUAAUCUACAUUCCGGAUGAGAAGUACAACGACCCAAGCACCUGCUGCCAGCUGUGCCAGGACAACAAGGGAUGCGCCGGUAUGAUGGCAGGACCCUCUGGUUUCUGCGGUCUACUCUACGUCGGCGCCGCCGAGGGAGGUCCCGCGUGCGAUUUCGUGUUCUCGUACCAGACUCAGUCUAAUGUCUUCCCUCUACAAGGCCUUUGGGUGCAGUCGGGUUGUGGAGAGAUUGAUUAUACUGGACCUGAUGGAGUAUGAAGCUCGAGUUUGAUGCUGUAUUGCGUUUGAGGAUGUCUC
This is a messenger RNA of Annulohypoxylon maeteangense, 1123 nucleotides long. RefSeq lists its product as uncharacterized. The record is from RefSeq and is a predicted model, not a curated record. Lineage: Eukaryota; Fungi; Ascomycota; Sordariomycetes; Xylariales; Hypoxylaceae. The transcript has a single exon. The coding region runs from base 41 to 1084 and encodes 347 amino acids.